Messenger RNA from Schistosoma margrebowiei, 732 nucleotides. NCBI's taxonomy places the organism in Eukaryota, Metazoa, Platyhelminthes, Trematoda, Strigeidida, Schistosomatidae. The record is from the annotation of a GenBank genome assembly.
AUGUAUAGUUUAUUUUAUUUUACAAUCUUAGCUGAUUAUCCUAAAUUAACUGGAUUACAUAAUCAAUUAAAAUUGAAUCCAGGUUUAUCUAUAAUACCAAAUUCAAAUUAUUUAACAAGUCUUAUACAUUUUUAUACAUCAAAUCCUGUAUCUUAUUCAUCUAUGAUAGAUGAAAUGACUGGAUUUUUAUCUUAUUAUCAAUAUCAUAUUAUUGGUGGUAUGUUUGAAUCAUGUGAAAUUAAUACAAAAUUAUUAAAUAUGAGACGUCCAUGUCGUUUUAAUUUAGAUUCAAGUGGUCCAUGUAAUUUAAAAAAUGGUUAUGGUUAUUAUGAAGGUAAACCAUGUUUUAUUAUUAAAUUAAAUCGAAUUUAUGGUUGGUUACCAAUACCUAUAAAUAAUUAUACUAAUAUAUUACUUAAAUGUGAAGGUUUAACAAAACUUGAUUCAGAUUAUUUAGGUAAAAUAUGUUAUUAUGAUAGUGAUUCAUUAAAACAAUAUCAUUCAUUAAAUAAUGAUAUAGAUUGGUGUAAUAAAAAUUAUGGUAUUUAUGAUUCAAUGUUUUAUCCUUAUUUAAAUCAAGCUGGUUAUCAAUCACCAUUAGUAUUUGUACAUUUUAUUAAUCCUAAACGUCAUGUUAUUAUAUGGAUAAAAUGUUAUGCAUUAGCUAAAAAUAUUCAUGUUAAUAUUCAUUCAAAUGAAGGUUCUAUUGUAUUUCAAAUACUCGUUGAUUAG